Messenger RNA from Cavenderia fasciculata, 93 nucleotides. RefSeq lists its product as uncharacterized. The transcript is spliced from 2 exons. The record is from RefSeq and is a predicted model, not a curated record. NCBI's taxonomy places the organism in Eukaryota, Evosea, Eumycetozoa, Acytosteliales, Cavenderiaceae. The coding region runs from base 1 to 93 and encodes 30 amino acids.
AUGUCUCAAGAAAAUGAGAUAAGUUUCUUUAAAUCUAAAACUAUAAUAUUGAUCUUUAGAGUGGUGAUGGAAUUAUGGGACUUGCUUCCAUGA